Molecule: messenger RNA, 4256 nt
Organism: Pieris rapae (cabbage white)
Lineage: Eukaryota; Metazoa; Arthropoda; Insecta; Lepidoptera; Pieridae
Gene: Spt20
Product: transcription factor SPT20 homolog
Exons: 18
Coding region: 146-3181 (1011 amino acids)
Biological process (GO): regulation of transcription by RNA polymerase II
Cellular component (GO): SAGA complex
Molecular function (GO): transcription coregulator activity
Source: RefSeq, a predicted model, not a curated record
UUACUGUCAUGCUGUGUGAAACAUAAAUAAAGCGUAUUAAUUUUAUUAAAUCAUGACUUAAUACUCAAUUAUAAAUUGUUAAAAUGAAAUAAUUCACGUAGAAAAUCAACUAGAAGUAACAUAUUUUGUUUUAAUUAAUGACAUUAUGGAUGGUUUAAUUCACGCGGCAUUGGAAGCAGAGGUAAUACUUAAUCGUGCCAAACAUGUGAAUUCAAACAUAACGCAUUUUGACAGUGGUGUCGCAGACCAUAAAAUGACUUGGACCCAUGAAAAAAUGCAUUUAGCAGAAACGGUUGAUGAUACCAGGAUGAAAUUUCAACGAAGUGGAAAUAGUUCUACGACUAAAUCGAGCGAAAAGUUUGAUUUAUUUAAGAAGUUACACGAACUUUACAAUGAUUUAAGUAGGGAUGAAUUAUCCCAAGCGAGCUAUCAAGGACUCAAAACAACUUCGUAUUUGCUGGAAAAGCUCUUAGCUACAUAUAAUCUUAACACAUUAAUUAUCAACUUGUAUCCUGGAAAUAAAGGCUACUCACUUUCUCUCAAAGUUAACGGAAAUACACAGCUAUUAACACCACCACCAGAUGGAAGUACAUCUGCAAAUCAGGAUGAAACCUUGAUAGAAACUCCCCGGUGGCCAUAUGAAGAGGAAGAACUUCUAAGUUACCUAGACAAUGAAGAGCUACCGGUGGUGCUAUUAGAUCUACUGGAAUCUGAACAUUCAUGUUUAUUUUACUCUGGAUGCAUUAUUGCUCAAGUCCGAGAUUAUAGACAAGCAUAUCCUAGUUUCAUGUGCGAUACACAUCAUGUUCUUUUGAGGCCUACAAACCAGAGUAUAAUAACGGACGCCAUGUGCAUUGGAAGUAGAUGUGGAUGGGUUGGUGAAGAGCGUAGUGCAAUAGAGGCAGUGGAGGCCGCCCUGGUACACGCGUCGGCGCCACCACUCUGCCUGGAGCCAAGGCCGGCUGUUGGGUUGUUGGCUGCUAGAUUACAUGCUGCACCAAGAUUGUUCAAUACGCCAAGAGUAAGGCGGCAAGCGAGGCGGUUUUCUCAGGUUGCUGUGAAUAGGAAAAGGAAAUUGGACCAGUUCACACACUAUCAUGGCUUGGAGCUUCUAGAACUUAUUCAUAGACAAAGGGCAAAGAAUAGUAGACAAUCCGUUCCUCAUACAAGGCUCACUUCUAAAUUUCCUAAGAAGCCACCAGAGGUGUUCAAACCAAUUGAGCCCCCGAAAAUGGAACCAUUACCUUUAGCCCCACCAUCGGAGCCGAGCGGCCCGCUUCGGGUUGCCAGAGCGUACGAACGACCGCGCCCGACACCCGAUUGUCAGCCACAGUUGGUUGAAGAAUAUAUAUUGGAAACUGAGAAGACAUCACCGCACACUGGCGCUGGAUUUUUCCAUAUAAAACUCAGUAUACUGCAGAGGCCAUCAGACCAGGAGUUCCUUGGGGAGCUUUAUGUCGAUAGAGAUCAUGUGGAGGGGGAGAAGAAUGGUGCGGCGUGUCGGUUUACGCUUGGUUCACGCCUCCAAGCGAACAAGUACAUACAACAGUUCACGGAGAUAUUUACAGAAGAAGGGCGUAAAUCUGUGAGAAUAAAACACAUUGUACCUGGACAACUGCCUAGAGUUUCAUUCACGGGUGGCAUGAGGGAAAUUCAACAAGGACAGCAACAGUUGCUACUUCAGCAGCGGUCUGCGGCAGCGAGUAACGCCACGGUACAAACCACUACGGUCCCUGUUGUGACAUCGGCUAUAUCAACGCCAGCCGUUCAUCCAAAUACCAGACAACUACCGAUAUUGCAGGCGCAACUUCAGCAAGUUGCUGCUGUUGGCAAUGUUGGAAACGUGGCAACUGUUGGCACAGUUGUCGGGACUGUGGGUAACGUUGGCAACGUUGGCGCUGUCGGCACUGUCGGCACUGUCGUUGGCAGUGUGGGAAGUGUUGGCACCGUCGUCGGCACCGUCGGCAAUGUUGCCACUGUGGUUGGCACCGUGGGGAACGUGACGACUGUGCCGGCGGUGGCCAGUGUACCGCCAGUGGCUGGAGUGGCAGUUGAAACGGCGCUAAAGCAGCAACCGUCUCCUACGCCAAGAUUGUCACCGCAAGUCCAUGACAUACAUUCAACACAGGCGUCAACUAACCAGUUGCUGGCUCAGCAAUUAACGAAUCCGCCUCAACCGCUCAAUCCGCAGAAGAUGCAGUCCGCCAUUAUCCACAUACAGCAUCCUUUGAUGUCUACCACUGGAACAUCACAGGUGCAAACAAUACAGUACACAACGGCGACGACGGCUCAACAAAAAGCAACCGUCUCAAAGCCGAGGUCAACGAAUCCAGCCAUCAAUGCUCUAGUCACGAGUCUCAUGAACUCUGCGCAGCAGUUCCAACAAGCUGCAAAUCAAAACGCUGCAAAAUCGGUGGCCAGCACGGCAAGUAGUAACGCCACGAUACUGAAUCUGCUGAACAGCGCCCCGGCGGCCAUGACACAUGUGACGUCAUCGGCCGAUAACUCCCUAGAGCACAAGCUGUUGACACGAACGGUGUCCAUUGCUGGUGGCAGGCUCAUAGCCACAACGACGACCGCGCAUACGCUGCCUACGUACUCGCAUCAGGUGAGGGUCAUGAGCGGCUAUACACGCGACAGUGAAUCGACGAACGUGUCGAGUAGCGAGAGCGCGUUGCUGGAGAGGCUGAUGGGAGACGACUCGCAGACUCACACGCCCCAACAGCCCCAACAGACGCAACCCGUUUGUCAUUUGCAGGGCGUAAGUCUCGCGUCUCUCCAGACAUUACAAAGUCUGCCAGGUCUGGCGGGGCUCCAGGGCGUGCAGAACGUUCAAGUCCAGAUCCCAGGUCUAUCGGCGCCCAUCUCCCUUUCACUGAACGUCUCCGGCGCUUCCAGUGGGUUACUGGUUUCGGUCCCACCCACGACGUCAGUGGUGCUGGCUAACCAACCCUCGGUGCUAAGUUUGCCUAUAGCUCAGCUCAUGGCGUCAGGUGUAAAGGCAGGUGUAAGAGGCGGGACGGUUCAAGUGGUGCGAGGGGCGCGGCCGGCCCGGCUUGCGCGACCCGUCACGAGGCCAACCUUACAGCCCGCGGGAACAGCUCAAUUCAUCACCCAACCGCAGACACAGACCCUGAACGUACACCAAGUGCGACGGAAAUCGAACCCUGACAGCUCAUAGUAAAAACUUUUCAUACACCACACUGCCAUUAGCUAAUUGUAAAUAUGUAUAUAUAUGUGUAGGACAGUGAUGCGUGUAAUGUGCAAUAUAUAAUUGUGUUAUAUAUAAGAAAUGUGGAAGGAGAAGGUUUUUAUUUAAUAUUUAUAGUCCAGUCAAUUUUUUCAAGCAUUUGUGCUUCAGCGUGCAACAAAUCCCAGAGGCCGUAGGUUCGAUCGUCGGCUGCACCAAUGGACACAGAAAUCUGAGGCCUAGCGUUAAAAAGGUUGUAGCACCACUUUUUUUUGUAUAAAUUAGUUUAAGCGCGUUGAUGGAAAUCGCUGGGCUAUAUAUUUUAACACCAUAUUUCUUUAUACGAAAUCGCCGCAAGAGACUGACAAAUUAAUUUUGCUAUUUUUAUAAGCUCCUUGAUACUAAUGCUGUCGAGACAUUUGGUUUUGGAGUCCCAAGUUUGAUACGUACGUACUAAGGAAUAUAAGGAUUUUUGGUCAUUUAAAUUCGAUAUAAAAACAAUGUUGGACUUGCUUGUAGCAGGAAGAGUGGACGUGGACUACAGAUAGAACUGUAUUUUGUUGCCAUGGUUACGAUGUUUUCGUGGAAGAUAACCAUGGUAACAAUAUUUAGUCCACGUUUUACAAAAGCGUAUUUGUCUUCGGUUUUUUUGGGUUUAAAAAACACGGACUAAAGAUGGUACCAAGUUUGUUGCCAUAGUAACGAUUUAAUUGUAACCAUGGUAGCAUACUUGGUACUACCAGUUUUUAUGGUAACCAUGGCAACAAAUCUUUAUUCCUUUUUUAUAAAAGCGUAAUUGUCCUCGGUUUCAUUUUUGGGUUUAUAAAACACGGACUAUAGACAGGAACUAGUUUGUUACCGUAGUAACAAUGUAACCAUGGUAACAUAUUUGGUAAUACCACGUUUUCACGUUAUAGCCAACAAACAGUAUCUUUAUUUUUUUUGAUUUUAUAGUGAAGCUUGGGGUUGACACUCGAAUAGUCUAUUAAGAGCAUUUUAUAUUUUUGACGUCACAAAGUAAUAAUCUAAUAUUAAACUAUGAUAUUUAAACAUUGUAAAAUAUAUC